CCUCGACCUUUCGACCAUCCAGCCUUCUCCAGGGUGAUGACUCCUGUCUCCUGAGACGUUGGAAAACCUAGUUUGGAAGAAGAAUACAGAUACAGUUGAUGCUGAACUACAGCCGAGGAUGAAGCGGCGAGCAUCAGACAGAGGAGCUGGGGAAACAUCCACUAAGGCAAAAGCUCUUUGUGCAGGGAUUUCUGGAAAUAAUGCCAAGAGAGCUGGGCCUUUCAUACUCGGUCCACGUUUAGGUAACUCCCCUGUGCCAAGUAUUGUUCAGUGUUUGGCAAGAAAGGAUGGGACCGAUGACUUUUACCAGCUGAAGAUUCUCACCUUAGAAGAAAGGGGUGACAAAGGAAUAGAAACCCAGGAGGAACGACAGGGCAAGAUGCUGCUGCACACUGAGUAUUCUCUCCUUUCCCUGCUCCACAACCAGGAGGGAGUGGUGCAUCAUCAUGGGCUCUUCCAGGACCGAGCUUGUGAAAUUAUAGAAGAUCUAGAAGCCAACAGAAUGGUCAGAAAAAUGAAGAAGCGCAUUUGUCUGGUGUUAGACUGUCUCUGUGCUCAUGAUUUCAGUGACAAAACUGCAGAUCUGAUCAAUCUGCAGCAUUAUGUCAUUAAGGAGAAGAGGCUCAGCGAGAGGGAGACAGUGGUGAUAUUUUAUGACGUGGUACGAGUGGUGGAAGCAUUACAUAAGAAAAAUAUUGUGCACAGAGACUUGAAACUAGGAAACAUGGUGCUAAACAAAAGGACUCAUCGAAUAACCAUCACAAACUUCUGUCUUGGCAAGCACCUGGUGAGUGAGGAUGACCUGCUGAAGGACCAGCGAGGGAGCCCUGCCUACAUCAGCCCAGACGUGCUCAGUGGACGGCCGUACCGUGGGAAGCCCAGUGACAUGUGGGCGCUGGGCGUGGUGCUCUUCACCAUGCUCUACGGGCAGUUCCCCUUCUACGACAGCAUACCUCAGGAGCUCUUCCGCAAGAUCAAGGCUGCCGAGUACACCAUCCCCGAGUGA
Messenger RNA from Merops nubicus (carmine bee-eater), 1006 nucleotides. RefSeq names its product serine/threonine kinase 40 (gene STK40). Lineage: Eukaryota; Metazoa; Chordata; Aves; Coraciiformes; Meropidae. The coding region runs from base 119 to 1006 and encodes 295 amino acids. The record is from RefSeq and is a predicted model, not a curated record. Gene Ontology annotation, biological process: protein phosphorylation. The transcript has 8 exons. Gene Ontology annotation, molecular function: ATP binding; protein kinase activity.